CGUGGUAUCUGCUAUACUGGAAACAAACAGCUGUCUCCCUACUUCCUACAUCUCGAUAUCUGGUUAAAACUACAGUACGGGACUGUGCUGAACUCUAUCUAUUGUAACAGUCUGGCUCUUGCAGUACGCGCGUCUCACUGAGGAGGAAUAAUUAGCCAUAGCUGUUAACAGAAGGGGAGCAUUGUUUAUUGGAUACAGUUCCACGGAGUUCUUGUUGUAAUUAUUACUGGGGGACCAGAUUGCACCAGAGCGUGUCUGACACUGAUAGCACUGCAUUCUGCAUCCAAGCAUGAAGUGAAUGGGACCAGGGAUUCAACGGGGUUCUGUUUUGUUGUGAAUGCUGCAACUGGAUUCAAAGGAAACUACAAUACAGUAAAGGAUGAGUGGAGGAGAAAUUAUCUACCAGGGCUGGUUAAGAAAGUCCCCGCCAGAGAAGAAAUUAAGGCGAUACGCGUGGAAGAAGCGCUGGUUCAUCCUUCGCAGCGGGCGGAUGAGCGGGGAUCCAGACGUGCUCGAGUACUACAAGAACGACCACUCCAAGAAGCCCAUCCGCGUCAUCGACCUGCACUGCUGUGAGCAGGUGGACGCCGGGCUCACCUUCAAGAGGAAGGAGUUCCAGGACAGCUUCGUCUUCGACAUCAAGACCUCCGACCGCACCUUCUACCUGGUGGCCGAGACCGAGGACGACAUGAACAAGUGGGUGCGCAGCAUCUGCCAGAUCUGCGGCUUCAACCAGUCCGAGGAGAACAACGAUGCUACCAGAUCCAUGAUGUCUUCAAUCCAUGCCCCCCGCUCCACACCAGCAGAUCUGAGUGGUUCUAUCCCUCCACUAAUAGGGGAGCGGAAAUCUUCAGCCCCCGCACACUCCAGUCAGCCUGUUCUCUUCACCUUUGACACCCCACUGCGUCACUCCCAGACCACUCUCUCCACCAGCGCCCCCCAGGAUUAUCUAUUCCUACAUCAGUGCAGGAGCAUGAAAAGUGAGAACGUCAGGAGUGCCAGCUUCUCCCAGGCCACGCGGUCCUCCCUGUUGAUCGGCAGUGACACGGCGGUGCAGAAGCUGUCCCAAGGUUUCGCACACUGCCUCAACGGGAUGGGCGCCCAGCUACAUGGCUUCUACAGCCUGCCCAAACCCAGCAAGCAUCAGCACCCCUUUCUGGGGGAGCAGCAGCGGGACUCUAGCUACGACCUGCCCAGAAGCUUCGGCUCGGAGGGCCACGUGCGGGCCAGCCUGCCCGAGCUGGAGCUGGAGAAUGAGGAGGUGUACACCUUCAAGACCCCCAACAACACCCUGGCCACCGACAACUAUGACCUGCCCACCCUGCCCGGCUCAGUCUACCAGAUCCCCCGCACCUUCACCUUCGACACGAACCACAAUGCGCUGGGCAUGGGGGCCACCGACUCGGCCGGAGCUCCGCCGCCGCGGCCCCCCAAACCGGGACAGAUAUCUGAGCAGUGGGGCAUCAUGAAGCACAACGGGGAAAGUGCCUCUGUGGCUGCCAACCCCCGGAGGAACACGCUGCCCGCAGUGGAGAACUUCAGGCUGUAUCGAGCCUCCUCUUUUGAGACGAACGACCACCCUCAGCAACUCAGCUUCAGCAGUACCGGCCAGUCCGUGGAGUCGGUUCACGACGGGUUCAGCUCCUAUCUUAGGACAAAAGCUUCUGUGGCUCGUUCGGACAGCGGCGACUCUGAAGACAACUAUGUGCCAAUGAACCCGGGCUCCUCCUCCUCUCCCUUUAACACUGCGUCAGCCAACAACCCUCAGAGCAUCUACAUUCCCAUGAGCCCCGGCCCACACCACUUCCACUUCCCAUCGGUCUGCUCGGCAACCCUCCCUACGCGCAAGAGCAGCACUGCCUCCCCGUGCCAUCGACCUGGGCGUCUCAGUGACAUCACACCUCCCCCCGUCGACCGCAACCUUAAACCAAAACCAACACCUCUGGAUUUGAGAAACAACCUUGUUAUUGAUGAGUUCCCACACAAGUCUCCAGUCACCAAGUCCUGGAUUAGACCAGUGCCAGUCAUGAACUCUAUCUCCACACAAAACUGUCGACCCAUAUCCACACAAAGCAUUACCAGUACUGAUUCAGCGGACAGUGAAGAUAACUAUGUUGCAAUGCAAAACCCUGUCUCUACCUCUCCUGCAAACAGUGGCACAAGCAGCCCUGCUCCUAGGAAGUGCGUCAAUGUCGACUAUCUAGAUCUGGACUUUAAACCGAAUUCACCGAUCCCACACAGAAAGCCCUCCACGUCCUCUAUUACCUCAGAUGAGAAGGUGGACUACGUGCAGGUAGACAAAGAGAAGACGCAGGCGCUCCAGAACACUAUGCUGGAAUGGACAGAUGUCCGACAGUCUUCAGAAUCCGCCAAGGGAGUGAAGUCCUGAUAGAGAAACAGCAAGACAGAACGAGACGUAACGUUCCCUCAGAAUCAACGUGCUGUUCUCAACUCUAGUACCUGAUAUCGCCAAUACUAACAAUGUUAUUUUCGAAAAACAAACAUUUUCUUUGUGAAACAGACUUUACUGGAGGUCUGAACUAUUACGAAUGGUUCAUUUUAGCAAACAUUUUUCGUAAGCUUUACAGCAAAUUCUGGUCAUUCUCCAGUGGCGCAUGUCUUCUCACUGUGUCACGAAAGAACAGUGAAAGAAUACAUAGAUGAGUCCAUGAAGAUGAUACUGAAUAGGUGCAGCUUUUAAGGCAUUAAUGCUCAGUAUAUUUAUAUCUGGCUCGACACUGUUUUGUUCUCAGUACAAGAACCAAACCAUGAUGUAAUUUGAAAAAAUGGUCCAGUAAGAUAGAUGAAAACAACUGCAGUGAAAAUCUCAGUUCCAAGGUUAAAGUCAAAUAUAUACACAGAAAAAAGAAACACUUUAUGUUGAUGGUUAUGCAAGAUCAGAAACCUUUCAAAACAAAUUGUGAGUUAUAAUACUUAGCAACAGGGUCAGUUUCAUAUUGCCCAUUACAAAUGCACACACGGUACUUGGGCAGCAUGGUAUAGUGUCUUAAUGAACUAUGCCUUUGGAAAGCAAAGCUGUUGGAAUACGAUAUGGGGGCUAUGUGCAUCAGUCUUCCAAGGGUUUCUUCAGAAUACAUACAAACACAACGGAGGAGCUCACUAAUGUUCCUAAUUUGUACACAUAUAAGCCUGUUUUUAAUCAGCUGUGGAAAAGCUGUUUAUUAAUAUAAGUGACUGUAUAUAAAUGUGCAUGUUUUAUCCUUCUGUAAUCCACUAAUCCCUGGUAUUUCAUUCAGUGCUGCACAAGUUAAACAGGUUAACUAUAGUGAAGAAUAUUACAGUUUUUUUACAAAGCAGGAUUGAACUGCAGCUGAGUGUAUACGUGAUCUACUGUGUGAUGCGUUGAUGUAUCAUCUGCCAGUGCCAAUGGCUAACAGAAAUGAAAACACAGAUUUUUUUAACUCACAGUCUUUUUAAAUGCUGCCUUAAUGGCAUACUUACUUUAAAAACCAAGGUUCCUUUCUUCAGUUCCUAUUGCAACACUGCCCUGCUAAAAAUGGAUGUAUUUCAAGUAUAACCCUAGAAUAUAAUUAAAUUACAACACUCAUAUCCUUUUAUCAACUUUGAAAAAGAAUCAAAUAACAAGAACUGUGAUAACGAAAACUGCUAAAAGCCACUAAAAGGAUAGCACCACCAUAAUUAAAUCCAAAACUAUUGGUUUGAGAAAAGACAAUUGAACUGCUGACCAGCUUAAGCAUCUAUGCGAACCACUGUUUGGUUGGUCUUAUUCCAAAUGGUAUAUACAGGAUAAGUUUAAGAUGAUUACCCUAAAGUUAUUUUCAGCUUGCGUUUACAAACUAAAAACACAAGGGUAUAGAGAAAGUAACCAAGAAUGGCCAACUUGUGUCUGAAACUUGUUACUUAUUUUUUAUUGUGACUUUGUAUUUUUUUUUUUUUUUGAAAGAAUGAAAUCAAGAAAUAACUUUAAGCUGUUGUCUGCUUUUAAAAUGUUGUUGUUCACCUUUUUUUUUUUUUUUUACAAAUAAUGUUUACAUUAAUUGUGUUGCACUUUUCUAUGGUUAUUGUCAAAUUCAAUAUUUAAAAGCAAAUACAAGAGGUUAAACUUUCUUUAA
Messenger RNA from Acipenser ruthenus (sterlet), 4094 nucleotides. RefSeq names its product GRB2-associated-binding protein 2-like. The transcript is spliced from 10 exons. NCBI's taxonomy places the organism in Eukaryota, Metazoa, Chordata, Actinopteri, Acipenseriformes, Acipenseridae. The record is from RefSeq and is a predicted model, not a curated record. Bases 380 to 2389 code for a protein of 669 amino acids.